AUGGCCGAAGUCCGCGAGCACCACGUCGAAGAUAACCACUCCCACACCGUGGCAGGCCGGGAGGAAAAUGAAAACCCCCCAACUGAAACGGCGGUCAACACUGCCGAACACCAUCGCGAGAGCCAUAGCGACGACGACAGCGACCGCGAUGCAUUCGAGUUGCGCAACGUUUCGACCCAAGACGUGGACGAGGCCGGCUUUUCCACCGACUCGAUAUCCUCCGGGGAAUACCGCGUGAGGACGCUCCGAACGGUCUCCCAGGCCACUCAGCGCAGUCGGGAGUCACGCAAGGGGGCCUGGGGGCGUCUCGAACGCUUCUGGACGCGACAUGUGGUGCUGACUGUGCCACAACGGAGUAAUCGGGAUCAUUUUGCAUUGGAACGAACCUUCUUGGCGUAUAUCCGCACCUCGGUUAUGGUCGCCAUGCAGGGCGUGCUGAUCGCGCAACUGUUCCGCCUCCAGCACAUGGCCUCCCCGGAUCUGGCGCUGGGGUUCUACGAGGUGGGCGUGCCGCUCUCCGUGACCUGCUACGGGGCGGCCAUCGUCAUCGCUGCCCUGGGCGCGUAUCGCUUCUGGAAGCAGCAGAAUAUGGUCGCCUUGGGCACGGUGUACGCCGGGGGGUGGGAGCUGAAUCUGAUUGGGAUACUCAUUGGCUUGAUCAUCCUGACGACUUUUAUCGUAUCGAUAGUUAUUACGGUGCAGUUGGACAAUCUGUGA
Molecule: messenger RNA, 717 nt
Organism: Aspergillus japonicus CBS 114.51
Lineage: Eukaryota; Fungi; Ascomycota; Eurotiomycetes; Eurotiales; Aspergillaceae
Product: DUF202 domain-containing protein
Exons: 3
Coding region: 1-717 (238 amino acids)
Source: RefSeq, a predicted model, not a curated record